AUUUCCGAUCGCCAUGAAAGUAACCACCAAGCAAGGUUCCUCCCUGAACAACAGUAGAAGCUGCCACAUUGAAGAGUUGACAGGGCUUUCUGCACUUGCUCCUCUUUCUCCGGGCUAGUCACUGGAUUUCAAUGUUCAUCCUGCGCUUUGCAUUCUGUGUUGACUUGGGCCGUACCUAUAUGGCGUGUGUGAGCGGGGAAUUUUGCCAGGCACAGCACCUCACCACUGUGGAGAAGUGAAUCGGCUGCCCCCUGAAAGACUACGCGACCCAGAAACCCCCUUGAUUGAGAUUGGCCUCGAAGCGCUGAUUUUGGAAUUUAAAAAAAAAAGCCCACCUGGAUAAGGCGUCGUCCUUGGCCCGACUGCCCCGCCAAAUCUUUGCUUUCCACUUUCUCUUUGAACAGCCAAUCACAAACAGCUCUCCUGAAUGGGCCGUCUCGCCAACAUGAACCGCCCUGCUGCAGUCGAGAUUACCUACGAGUGCAUGAGGUUCCUCAUCACCCACAAUCCCACCAAUGCCACCCUUAACAAGUUCACAGAGGAGCUUAAAAAGUUUGCGGUGCACACACUGGUGAGAGUUUGUGAAGCCACUUAUGACAAGGCUCCCGUGGAGAAGGAAGGGAUUCAGGUUUUGGACUGGCCCUUCGACGAUGGCGCCCCUCCUCCAACCCACAUUGUGGACGACUGGCUCAAACUGCUCAACACCAAGUUUCGAGAGGAACCCGGCUGCUGCAUCGCCGUGCAUUGUGUCGCUGGGCUUGGCCGCGCUCCCGUCUUGGUGGCCUUGGCGCUCAUUGAGAGUGGGAUGAAGUACGAGGAUGCCGUGCAGUUCAUAAGGCAGAAGAGACGUGGAGCGUUCAACUCCAAACAGCUCCUUUACCUCGAGAAAUAUCGACCGAAAAUGCGCCUGCGCUUCAAGGAUCCAAACGGCCACAGCUGCUGCGUGCAGUAAAGCGGGCCCGCUAGCACCUGCCUAUGCACCUCGAGCGGGAGGGGGCGGGGAGGGGAGGGUGAAAAUAAACGAUGAGCGAGCUAUCAGUAAUCGUCGUGAUGAUUUGUAAACACUGAGUCAUGGUUAAUUGAACAGAGAACAAGCGAGUAAUCGAAUGAAACGAAUUCCGAUGGCGGGGGGGCACACCAGCUGAACCAAUGAAUGGAAGGUCAAAGCACACAGACGGGCCCAGCUCCCGGUUCUACUGUCAAACCACCACGGCCCAUAAUUGUUUUCAACUAUAGUCCAUCCUGUUGUUUAGUUUUGUAAAAAAAAAAAUGAAAAAAAAAACUAUAUUGCUUUUUCUCCCUCCCCUCACCUCAUUCAUCUACAAUUGUGGGAUAUUAUAUUUCCAUUUUGUGAAUAUUUUUAAUUUUACACAUACAGUGGUGAUGAAAGGAUGCAAUAUGAAAUAGUACUGAUUUUUAUUCCUGCAAACAAUGAAUUUUAUGAUUGGAUCAGAUUAAUGUCUUCUAAAACAUUUUUAAACCCAUUGUGACUGUCCAUUUUGGUAUUUGGGGUGUUUUUUUUUUUUUUUUUUUUUUUUUUAACCUCUCCUUCACUGGGGGGUACCAGAAAAUUCUGUUUUUCCUUCCAAUUGUUUCAAGUCACUAUCAUUUUAAAGGUUCACAGUUUGAAUAUCUCUUGCUAUAUUUAUUCACAAGGUGACAAAUGUGUCGGAGUUGCAAGUUUGGCAGGGGGCAAGGACACUUUAUUUACGAUCGAUUAUAUUUCAUUUCUUUCCUUUUGAGACCCAUGUCUUUUUUUUCUUUUUUUUUUUUGGUGUAUUUUUCUUUUUCUUGGAGUGCAAUAAUUUGUCCACCUCAGUAAAGCCCACCAAACGAACGACUGUGACACUCUGCAAAUGUGCACGUUCACCAUUCUUCAUCAGAUGUUAUACAGGAAGAAACCUCUGGAAUAGGUACAUUUGUUCUAUAAUCGGACUCCUUUUACACAUUAUGAGGUCCCCACCACUCCACCCCCACCUGAAAGGCAAAGUGGUGAAGAAUGAAUAUGGUCAGUUUUUAUUUUGUUUUCAUUUUAUUUUUUUUAAUUGUUGUUCCCAUUCUGAAAACAUCCCCAAUUCGUAUUGGUUCUUUAAAGAUAAAUAAAUUGAAUUUAAAAAGCA
This is a messenger RNA of Syngnathoides biaculeatus (alligator pipefish), 2120 nucleotides long. It is a transcript of the gene ptp4a2b, whose product is annotated as protein tyrosine phosphatase 4A2b. NCBI's taxonomy places the organism in Eukaryota, Metazoa, Chordata, Actinopteri, Syngnathiformes, Syngnathidae. Bases 428 to 952 code for a protein of 174 amino acids. Gene Ontology annotation, cellular component: nucleus. The transcript has 7 exons. The record is from RefSeq and is a predicted model, not a curated record. Gene Ontology annotation, biological process: protein dephosphorylation. Gene Ontology annotation, molecular function: protein tyrosine phosphatase activity.